Molecule: messenger RNA, 246 nt
Organism: Strongyloides ratti
Lineage: Eukaryota; Metazoa; Nematoda; Chromadorea; Rhabditida; Strongyloididae
Exons: 1
Coding region: 1-246 (81 amino acids)
Source: RefSeq, a predicted model, not a curated record
AUGGCCAAACAUGUAGAAUUAACAGCAAGAAGUAUUGAGUGUAAGGCAAAACUUGACUUUAAUAAAAUGACUUCAACUAAAACUAAUUUUAUUAAAUUUCUUACUUGUGUUAUUGAUAUACUUUUCAAUGCUAAUAAAUUUGGACAUAUUCAAAAAUAUAGUACAAUUUUUAAACCAAAUCAAGCUCUUUUCAUAAAAAGUAUUAUUUUAAAACUUAAUAGUAAAGAAAGAAUUUUUUAUAAAUAA